Molecule: messenger RNA, 1338 nt
Organism: Suncus etruscus (white-toothed pygmy shrew)
Lineage: Eukaryota; Metazoa; Chordata; Mammalia; Eulipotyphla; Soricidae
Product: ras GTPase-activating protein-binding protein 1-like
Exons: 2
Coding region: 1-1338 (445 amino acids)
Cellular component (GO): cytosol; ribonucleoprotein complex
Molecular function (GO): mRNA binding
Source: RefSeq, a predicted model, not a curated record
AUGGAAGCCAGUCCUGUGGUGAAAGACCAUGAUCCUUGUGACUUGGGAGGCAGCCAGAGGAGGAAGACUCAUCUUUUGGACAUGGAAGGCAGCCUUGACGAAGAAGGCCCUCUUCUUUUUGACAUGGAAGUCCAGCAUGAGGCGCCAGUCCUCGCACCCCAGGACUCACCUGAAGGGAAGUUCUACGUGCACAACGACAUCUUCAGCUACCAGGAUGAAGUCUUGGGGGGCUUCAUCACUGAGACUCAGGAGGAAGCAAAGGAAGAAGCAAAGGGCGAGCCAGAAGCUGAGCAAGAGCCAGUGCGAGAGCCUCAGGAAGAGAAGCUGGAGGCCAUCCUGGAGGAAGCAAAGGAAGAAGCAAAGGGGGAGCCAGCAGCUGAGCUAGAGCCAGUGCGAGAGCCUCAGGAAGAGAAGCUGGAGGCCAUCCUGGAGGAAGCAAAGGAAGAAGCAAAGGGCGAGCCAGAAGCUGAGCUAGAGCCAGUGCGAGAGCCUCAGGAAGAGAAGCUGGAGGCCAUCCUGGAGGAAGCAAAGGAAGAAGCAAAGAUCGAGCCAGAAGAAGCUGAGCUAGAGCCAGUACGGGAGCCUCAGGAAGAGAAGCUGGAGGCCAUCCUGGAGGAAGCUGUCCCUGAGGCCGCAGAGAAGAGCCCCGCUGAGCAGGAGGCCCCCAAGAACAGGAUCCCAGAGGAUGCUGCCCCUAAAGGCCAGGUCCCCGAAGCACAGGAGGAUGAGCCGCCCGUCUCAUGGGCGUCCAUGGUCUGCAAGAACCUGGGGCCUGUGACCGGGACCCCACCCCAGCGGCCAAAGGUCCCGGCCUCCCAGCCCAGUCCUGAGUCCAAGCCCGAAUCCCAGAAACUCGGGCAGCAGGAGCAGAGAGGCAGGGAGGCAGGGACCAACCCUGCUCCCCGAGGGCCGCCCAGGCCCCUCCGUGACCCCAGACAGCCAGGCAGCCUGGUGCCCCGAAGGCCAAGGUUGUCGAGGCACCCCAACAGCCACCAGCUCUUCCUGGGCAACCUGCCCCACGAGGUGCAGGAGCAGGAGCUGCUCCAAGUGUUCCAGGCCUUUGGCAAGGUGUUGGAGCUGCGGGUGCUCAGCGGCGGGGAGGCGCCCGACUUCGGCUUCGUGGUGUUCGAUGGCUGCGAGCCGGUGCAGAAGGCCCUGAGCAGGAGGCCCAUCACAAUCCGGGGGGGUGUGCGCUUCAACGUGCAGGAGAAGAGGCCCCGAGCAGCCCUGCGGGACUCUUGCCCUGGUGGGGCUCCGGGCUCUGGCCCGCGAGGGCCUCCCCGAGGGAACCUGAUGCAGAUGUCCGACUCGGAGGUGGGUGAAAACCAGUUCCCGUGA